AUGUUGUUCACUGUCGCGGCGCUGUCCUAUCUGUUCCUCAACGUCGGUACGGAAGGCGUUGUCGGGAAAAAUAUUUCUGAGAGAUGGAACAAUUCGCUCGCUGCUUCGGCUGAAGGACUGUUUGAAAAGCUGGAGCAAACCUUCGAAACCUCCUUAUUUGCUGCAAUGGUUGAAAAAGAUUCAACAAUGAGACGAUAA
Ostertagia ostertagi is the source of this 198-nucleotide messenger RNA. NCBI's taxonomy places the organism in Eukaryota, Metazoa, Nematoda, Chromadorea, Rhabditida, Trichostrongylidae. The record is from the annotation of a GenBank genome assembly.